Molecule: messenger RNA, 1887 nt
Organism: Caretta caretta (loggerhead turtle)
Lineage: Eukaryota; Metazoa; Chordata; Testudines; Cheloniidae
Product: broad substrate specificity ATP-binding cassette transporter ABCG2-like
Cellular component (GO): membrane
Molecular function (GO): ATP hydrolysis activity; ATP binding; ABC-type transporter activity
Source: RefSeq, a predicted model, not a curated record
AUGGAACUCUCUGAUUCUCAGGAAGCUGUUACCCAGCUGAAUGUUCCUGGGCCAGCUCUGGCUUUCCAAAACAUCAGUUACUUUGUCCCCAUCACCAAGUCCUUUUUCUCAAAAGAAGUAGAAGAAAAGGAAAUUCUCAGGGAUGUCAGUGGCAUUAUGAAGCCUGGAAUGAAUGCCAUUUUAGGACCAACCGGAAGUGGCAAAACCUCACUCCUUGAUGUACUUGCGGGGUGGAAGGACCCGAAGGGGCUUAGAAGUGGACAAAUCUUCAUGGAUGGGAAGUCAGCAAACUCACAGUUUCACCUAUGCUCUGCUUACAUAGUGCAGGAGGAUAUUCUGAUGGGAACACUCACUGUUCGUGAGAACCUUCAGUUCUCUGCCAGCUUGCGCCUCCCACAGAGCCGGAACAGUGAAGCAGAAAAGCAGCUGAAGGUCAAUGUAGUAAUACAGGAGCUGGGGCUACAGGAGUGUGCUGACACCAAGAUUGGCACUGAGUUCUUGCGUGGUGUCUCAGGGGGUGAGAAGAAGCGGUGCAGCAUUGGCAUGGAACUAAUCACUGCACCUUCACUGAUAUUCCUGGAUGAGCCAACUACGGGACUGGAUGCCAACACAGCUAAUUCCAUCAUGCAGCUGCUGCACCAACUCUCCAGGAAAGGAAGAACUGUGAUUUUCUCUAUUCACCAGCCACGUUAUUCCAUCUUCCGUCUGCUUGAUCAUCUAACGCUGAUGAACAAGGGAGAAAUCAUUUAUGCAGGACCGGCCGAAGAGUCCACUGGCUAUUUCAACAGUAUUGGUUACCAGUGUGAAGCAUUUAACAAUCCUUUGGACUUCUUCCUGGAUGUCAUCGUUGGAGAGAUCAUGCAGUCCCAGCCUAGUCCAGAGCUAGCCUUAGUGAGAGAGUCCGAUUCUCAUAGCAGCUCUUGUAGUGACAAGAAUCCACUGCCCGUCUACUACCACAAGUCCCACUAUUAUGAGCAGCUGCAGGAAGAGUUGGAAAACCUACAGUCAUUCAAGAGCCACCUCAGCGAUGCAGUUCCAACAAAAGCCACCUAUGCCACCUCAUUCUUCCGCCAGCUGUAUGUUGUGAGCAAUCGCAAUGUGAAGAACAUCCUGAGGAAUCCUCAGACAUCCAUUGGUCAGCUCCUUUUGGGCACUUUCUUCUCCAUAUUGGUGGGGCUCAUUUUCUACCAAGUACCAGCCACUCUGCCUGAAGCCUUUCAGAACAGGUUAGGAGCUUUCUUCUUCCUGGUCAUCAAUCAAGUCUUUGGGAAUCUGUCUGCAGUGGAGCUCUUCAUCAAUGAGAGAAAACUCUUCAUACAUGAGAGCUCCAGGGGAUACUACAGGACCUCAGCAUAUUUUCUGGCCAAGGUGUUUGCUGAUUUGAUUCCCAAUCGUAUCAUCCCCUUGUUGAUGUUCUCUGCCAUAUCGUACUUCAUGAUGGGUCUGAAACAGGAUGCAGGAUCUUUCUUCCUGUAUGUUCUUUCCCUCAGUCUGACAAAUCUGGCAGCCGUGAGCAUGGCCUUCCUGGUGAGCGCCAGCGUCAGCACCUUCGCCAUCGCUAAUGUCUUAAUCGCACUGCCUUUCGUCUUCAUGAUGGUCUUUGGUGGGUUCCUUGUAAACCUGAACUCCAUGCUGAGUUGGCUGUCCUGGAUCAAAUGGAUCAGCAUCUUCCAUUACGGAAUGAAUGCCCUGACCAUCAAUGAGCUCACAGGAGCAGUUUUCCAUUUGAACUCUUCCAUGGUCCCUGGAGAGGUGUACUUGCAGCAGCAAGGCAUCAACUACAGCACCUGGGGCUUGUGGGAGAAUGAGGUUGCUCUCCUGUGCUUGUCACUUGCGUUCCUGUUCUUUGCCUACAUCCAGCUGUUAAGAGUGAAUCGCUGGAAGUAA